AUGACCGAUCUUACCAUACCAGAACUAGAGGAACAAGUAAAAGCCUUACAAGAAAGACUUAGAGUAUAUGAGACAAACCUGACCAUUGCUCUUUCAAAGCAAAAAGAGUGUGAUAUUCUAGAAUGUGCAUUAUUGGGUUUAAGAUAUAAGGAGGAUAAAGAGCAAUUUAGUGCUUGGGAAUCUGUUGUGGAAGACUCUGUAAAAUGGACUGAGAGUACGCCUAUAGCAAGAUUAGGAAUCCUAUUUUUCAAUAGGGAAGCUCGAAAUCUUGAUAGAUAUAAGCAAGUCAAAGACAAGCUCUUUACUUUAAAGACUGAAUUGGUGAGGAAGAUGAAAAAGGAGCCAGAAUCUGAGGAGUUGACAUGGGCUAAAGUAAGAUCUGAGAUUCUUAACAUCUUCCAGAAUCGUCUCCCUGAAAGGAAAUGGAGCUGGAUUAGUCCAAAAGAGUUCCCACAUUUGAACGCAUGGUGUAGUUAUGUGAUGCAUGAAGUGUCUAAGAAGAGAAUUACCUG
Molecule: messenger RNA, 512 nt
Organism: Nematocida homosporus
Lineage: Eukaryota; Fungi; Microsporidia
Exons: 1
Source: RefSeq, a predicted model, not a curated record